This is a messenger RNA of Alnus glutinosa, 992 nucleotides long. RefSeq lists its product as uncharacterized. The transcript has 2 exons. NCBI's taxonomy places the organism in Eukaryota, Viridiplantae, Streptophyta, Magnoliopsida, Fagales, Betulaceae. Bases 132 to 767 code for a protein of 211 amino acids. The record is from RefSeq and is a predicted model, not a curated record.
AUAUAAAAAAAGGAGCAAACUUUUGUUGUUAACCACUCAGCCGAGCCAUAUCCACCUUAUCCCUUCUAUUUGAAAACCCAGCAGAGAGAAGUGGCACAACGUACUUAAUUAACAAGAGUGAGCCGGCAGAAAUGAAGCUGAACCUGCUAUGCUUGGCCUUUUUGAUCCUACCUUUCGUGAGUCCUUCAACUGAAUGGCGUCGUUCCACUUCCACCCCAACUCCCUCGCCGUGGCCGGAGCAAUUUCACGCACUUCUCUACAUGAACAUGAGCUCUUCUCACACCCUCCAAAUCACCGACCUGUGGUACGACUGGACUAGAGGCCGGAACGUGAACAUAAUCCAGAAGCAACUAGGUGAGCUACUAUAUGACGUUGAAUGGAACAACGGCACGUCGUUUUACUAUACGCUAGCCGGCGCACAGGGGGAAGCCGGGGCAUGCGAGAUUAUGUAUUUUGAGGUGGGCAUUCCUCGGCCUGAUUUUCUUGAUGGAGCUAAUUACCUGGGAACUAUGCUCACGGAUGGCUUCCUAUGCCACGUCUGGGAGAAGGUGGAUUUUAUUUGGUACUACGAGGAUGUCCUCACCAGGAGGCCUGUUCGGUGGGAUUUCUAUGAUGGCAUAUCUACACACGUGAUUACAUUCGAGGUUGGUGCAGAACUGCAAGAUUCAUUGACUCAAGCACCUGCUUACUGUUUCAGUCAGGAAAGCGAGAAAUUGUUGAAACCAGACCAUGCUAAGGAAGGUGGUCAUCGUUAUUUUCUGGUUUAGAUGUGAAGAAUGGCAAUUGUAUGCCAGCUUGACCUUCAUGAGCUUUGCCCUACAAUUGAACUCUUUUCGCAUCAUGUCACGAAUACAAUUAAUAUUGGUCUUCAUAUUUCGCUUUUGCCUUCAGGUGUUUAUUUUUAAUGCUUGGAAGGACCUCUUGUAAAGAAGUGCCAUGCAGAAGAGAUGGAUAGAUAUCAGUAAUUAUAUACCAUAUCAAAAUUUCAAGUA